Colias croceus (clouded yellow) is the source of this 657-nucleotide messenger RNA. RefSeq names its product p53 and DNA damage-regulated protein 1 (gene Pdrg1). The record is from RefSeq and is a predicted model, not a curated record. Lineage: Eukaryota; Metazoa; Arthropoda; Insecta; Lepidoptera; Pieridae. The transcript has a single exon. The coding region runs from base 172 to 567 and encodes 131 amino acids.
UUACUCUGUGAUUUUACUCACUUUUGAUAGGUUUAAUCUUGAUUUUUUAUCUUGAUAUAUUAAUUUGAAAAUAUAUUCAACGUCCAAUAAUAAAUUAACAGUGUCAUAAGCAUAUUUAAACUACAAAUAAAAUACUUAUGUUAAACAAAGAAAAAUAAAUACCGUCCCAACAUGGAUGACCAGGCUAAAUCACUAAAGUAUUUAGUGUCGGUAGAAAAGUUGGCGGAUGAAAUUUUAAGCGACAGACGUGAAAUAGUGUUAUUGGAUAAGAGAAGAAAUCAGAAUCGUGAAGCAUUAAGAGAUCUCACUAAGACAAAUCAAAAGCAGUGCUGGGUUACUGUUGGUUCAGUACUUGUUAAACAUAACAUUGAAGCUACCAAAGCAUUGUUGGAAGCUGAUCAGAAGCAACUUAACAUAGAUAUAAAUAAGCUGCGUAGUAAUCUUAAAGUUAAAGUUAAUGAUUUAAGGGAUUUGGAGAUGCAGCCACCUGUACCAGGCUUAAUGUUAGUGCCAAUGUCCAAUAAAGAAACAGAAGCCUUUUCAAGAGCAGGACUUAUAAAGUACUAAUGCAAUGCAUUGAAUGGAACCACUAAAUUUUAUGAUAUGCUAUCUACAGAAAAUGCUGAUUGGGAUAUUGAAGAAAUUACUAAAAUACCA